AAUAAGAGAGAGAAAGUGAGAAUAGAGAGAGAAAGACGUUGAAUUUUCCAAUCUCAUCCUUUUUUUUACCCCAAACAGAAAGAAGAAAAGAAAACCCUCGCUCUCUCUCGCACACAACGAACCGAAACCCUAACGAAGUCCCUUCUCCAUCAUCCACUCGAUUUCAAUCCAAUGCCUUGAGCCCCUUUCUCAUCCUCCAUCUCAUCAAACAGGUUUCAUGUAACUGGUGUUUAGUUAAUCAAGAAAUAAACGAUGGAUGAUGUUAGCAAAGAUGGAUAACAUGUCUGCUCCCUCAUCACAGGAGCGUGCACAGUGCCUUUAUGAAAAGAACCUUGAAUUGGAGAAUAAGCGUCGUAGAUCUGCUCAAGUGCGGGUCCCAUCCGAUCCAAAUGCUUGGCAACAGAUGCGUGAGAAUUAUGAAGCAAUAAUUCUUGAGGAUCAUGCUUUCUCCGAGCAGCACAAUAUUGAAUUUGCACUUUGGCAGUUGCAUUAUAAGCGGAUUGAGGAGUUUAGGGCAUACUUCAAUGCAGCCCUGUCUUCUACUAACUCAAACCCAUCGCAGGGAGGAAAAGGCCCUGUGCGGCCUGAUCGAAUAACUAAAAUAAGGCUUCAGUUUAAGACUUUCCUUUCAGAGGCAACAGGAUUUUAUCACGAUCUUAUCAUUAAAAUCAGGGCAAAGUAUGGGCUUCCACUUGGUUACUUUGAGGAUUCAGACAAUCGGAUUGCAAUGGAGAAAGAUGGAAAGAAAUAUGCUGAUAUGAAGAUAGGUUUAGUGUCUUGUCAUCGUUGUCUGAUAUACUUGGGAGAUCUUGCUCGUUAUAAAGGAAUUUAUGGUGAAGGUGACUCAAUAAACCGUGAGUUCACAGCAGCCUCUAGCUACUACUUGCAAGCUGCAUCUCUUUUGCCUUCAAGUGGGAAUCCCCAUCAUCAGCUUGCAUUAGUAGCUUCAUAUUCUGGAGAUGAGCUGGUGACUAUUUAUCGGUACUUUCGCAGUCUGGCUGUGGAUAGUCCUUUUAUAACUGCAAGAGAAAACUUGAUAGUUGCAUUUGAGAAGAACCGUCAGAGUUUCUCUCAGCUACCUGGUGAUACUAAAGUUCUUGCUGUCAAGGAAUCUUCAGGAAGACCAACUGGCAAAGCAAGAGGAAAAGUUGAAGCAAAACUUGCAACAAAGGCAGCUAGUGCUAGAAUCAAAGAAGCAUCAAGUAUACAAGAAACUUAUAAAUGCUUUUGCACUCGCUUUGUACGCCUAAAUGGAGUCUUGUUCACUCGUACAAGUCUCGAGACCUUCCCCGAAGUUCUUGCCGUUGUUAACGCUGGCCUGCGCAAACUUCUUUCUUCAGGGCAAGAUGAGGAGCUCAGUUUUGGCACUGAGAAUGAACUUGUCAUUGUCCGAAUUGUCUGCAUCAUAGUAUUUACAAUUUAUAACGUGAAUAAGGAAUCUGAAGGUCAAACUUAUGCAGAAAUUGUACAGCGUGCUGUUCUUCUUCAGAAUGCAUUUGCUGCAGCUUUUGAAUUGAUGGGUUACAUAAUAGAGAGAUGUACAGAGCUGCGUGAUCCAUCUUCUAGUUAUCUUCUACCCGGAGUUUUGGUUUUUGUUGAGUGGCUGGCUUGUUAUCCAGAUCUAGCUAAAGGCAAUGAUGUGGAUGAGAAUCAGGCUACUAUCAGAUCAAAAUUUUGGAGUCAUUGUAUAUCCCUUUUGAAUAGACUGCUUUUAGUUGAGCCUAUGUCCAUUCUUGAUGAGGAGGAAACUUGCUUUAAUAACAUGAGCAGGUAUGAAGAAGGGGAAACUGAAAACCGACUUGCUUUGUUUGAGGACUUUGAGUUAAGGGGAUUUGUUCCACUGCUUCCUGCACAAACUAUCUUGGACUUUUCUAGGAAGCAUUCUCUUGGAAAUGAUGGUGAAAAGGAAAGGAAAGCUCGGGUUAAAAGGAUUUUAGCUGCAGGGAAGGCUUUAGCAAAUGUUAUUAGGGUUGACCAGAAAGUGAUAUAUUUUGAUUCGAAGGCGAAGAAUUUUACAUUUGGUGUUGAGCCUCAAACCUCAGAUGAUUUUGUUCUUGCUACCUCCUAUUCGGGCAUGCUCAAUACAGAAAACUUUCUGCAAGAAAAUCCAGGAGACAAAUCAACGGUGGAAGUUGUUCAAUCAAAUCAAGAUCGGUAUAUAGAGGAAGAUGAAGAAGUUAUUGUUUUCAAGCCUGUAGUGUCUGAGGCUCGAGCUGAUGUGGUUGUCUCAUCAUGGGCUCCCCAUGAGGGGUUGGGGCCUUCUCUAAAAGCAUUUGAAGGGGAUUUAAAAUUUCAUGAAAGUUCUACUUCCAACCCUCUCGAUAAUAUAAACCAUCAAACUUUACCUGUUUCUGUUAGCGGUAUGAUGCCUCAAAACCUCCAACCAGUGCAAACAUCAAGGUGGAUUGAGGAGGAAAUUUUUCUUGGCAACAAUUUUGAAGCUCUUCGCUUAUUUGAGAAUGGGCAUGUAAUGAAACCUGGCCUUCAAGAAGCUGUAGACAUCUCAAACCGUGUAGCAUUUCCUAUUCCUGUUCAACAAUCUGUCGCUGCUGAUACUAAUGGUGUGUUUCAGGGUCUUCCAAAAUCUUCAGAAUCUGUGAUACCAUCCAAAGUUGAUGCUAUUGCAUCUAGUGGAGUAAUUACGGAUAAUUUAUAUGGGAUGACCACACCAGCCUUGCAAGCUAGUUUGAGAAAAUCUCCAGUCAGUCGACCUGCUAGGCACAUAGGACCUCCACCGGGCUUUAGUCCCUUUCCUUCCAAACAAGGUAGUGAAUACUCUGUUUCAGAUUCAAUAAGUGGGAAUCCAAUUAUGGAUGAUUAUGGUUGGUUAGAUGGAUAUCAUUUGGAUUCAUCAACUACUGGUUUAAGCUCCAACAGUCCUCUGGCUUACGCACAAUCAAAUUCUCAUCAAGUCAGUAACAAUGGCUAUAGUGGGACGGUUAGCUUUCCCUUCCCUGGAAAAAAAUUUCCAUCUGUGCCUCUUCAGGUGGAGAAACAAAAUGGUUGGCAUGAGUAUCAAUCAAAUGAGCAUUUAAAAUCACAUACUGAUCAGCAGCUGCAACCUCAACAGCAGCUCACAAAUGGAAACCAGCAGUUUUCUCCUCUGCCUGAGCAAUUUCAAGGACAGUCAAUUUGGACAGGUCGUUACUUGGUGUGAUGUCAGUAUAAGACUAGAUGGCUUAUUGCAGAUGUGCUGCAUCCUUUUGCUACUCGUUCAAACUCGAGCUUUGCUUCCUUGUUCGGUGUUGUUGGAGUUACUUUGGCCUUGAAAUGUUGCAGGAUGUUGCUACUACAAAAUAUUAUGCUGAGGUCUUCAGCCCAGACGAAGAAAGAUAAAGAAGCGUCUUUACAGUUCAAAGUUCUUAAGAAGUAAAUGCCUUACCCGGUUCUAUUGGGGUGGAUAGCUGGUCAUAAAUAAAAGACUAUUCAGUUGAGUUGGAGCUUGUUUCUUCCGGGAUUGGUGGUGUUACAAUGGUUUGUUCAAAUCUCUAGCGGAAGUGUCAUUAUGAUAUGCACCUGUAAGAAUCGUUGUAACAGUGUCAUCUGAUUGCAAGUGAUAUACUUCAUAGUGCUUCAAGACUAAAUGAGUUCGGAAAGUUGCUAGGUAAGAAGUGGGUGUCACGUUUGAUUAAUGGGACGUGUAUAGAAUAUAUAAGCAAUGUGGGGACUCACUUGAGUUAGUGAGUGUGAGUUUAUGUGUUUUAGUUGUUGUGUCUUCAUUAAGGAUCGUAAUAAUUCGUUGUGUGUGUGUGAGUGGUAUAUCGUUCGUUUUCAGGUUUUUAUAAGUUGAGGGACCUCAAACUUGCAAUUAGCAAAUAAAUUGGUGGAUAGGUGAUUCAUAUUCAUCUUGGUGUAUAUGAAUAUACAAUGCUAUAUCUAUCUUAAGUUUUUUUGAGGAUAAAUAUGUAAGUUGGAUUUAGCAUCUUUA
Molecule: messenger RNA, 3928 nt
Organism: Lathyrus oleraceus (garden pea)
Lineage: Eukaryota; Viridiplantae; Streptophyta; Magnoliopsida; Fabales; Fabaceae
Product: nonsense-mediated mRNA decay factor SMG7
Exons: 8
Coding region: 257-3157 (966 amino acids)
Biological process (GO): nuclear-transcribed mRNA catabolic process, nonsense-mediated decay
Cellular component (GO): telomerase holoenzyme complex
Molecular function (GO): protein binding; telomeric repeat DNA binding; telomerase RNA binding
Source: RefSeq, a predicted model, not a curated record